Messenger RNA from Caenorhabditis remanei, 846 nucleotides. RefSeq lists its product as uncharacterized. The coding region runs from base 1 to 846 and encodes 281 amino acids. The transcript has 4 exons. The record is from RefSeq and is a predicted model, not a curated record. Lineage: Eukaryota; Metazoa; Nematoda; Chromadorea; Rhabditida; Rhabditidae.
AUGUCCACGACUUCAUAUCCAAAUAGCCUCUAUGACUCGCCUCAGCAACAUCAGAAGAAGAAUAAGAAGAAGAGUGGGAAGAAUAAUAGUAAUAAGGGAACUCAGACGAUUCAGAGGCAAGCGCCACCUCCUCCAAUGUGGCUUCUCGAGGCGUGCGUCACCCCAGAAACCGCAAAUUCUCCAAAAUGGUUGACCGACUUUAUGCCGAUGGCCACCCAACUCCUUCUCUCCAACCGUCCCGCCUAUCUCAUUGUCCGCAAUUCAUGGAAUCCGGUGCCGUUCGAGCACUAUCCAUCUCAACCGGCUACGUGUCUUCUGACGACUUCAGAAGACGAUAAGUAUGUGUCGACCGAUGCGAAGGUUUGGACACCUCAAGAGAUUCGGGCGACGGUGGAAGACUGUGAUUUUGUGUCCGGCAACAUGUGGUUCUACAUCCCAACUGGAGCUCCUCGAAGUCCUGACGACCUCUUCGAGAACGUCAUCGCUCCGCUUCUGGAGUGGAAUCGUGCACCAACGGGAGUCGGUGAGAUCAUCGCCAGUGCUGAGGAUGCGUUGGCACUUCUAUACUGGAACGCUCCAGGAGAUGUGAUCCAUUUGGGCGCCGAGGAGUUGAAGAAAAUCGCUCGUCGCCUCGGGAUCGUUAUCGAAAACGAGGACGCGAUGGUAAUCGACUGUCUCGAGGAGGACUUCUCCGCCACCGCCACCUCACCGGAUGAUGUGGAUGAGGAGGGGCCACGUCGAAUUCCACUGUUCGACUGGUUCUGGGUGGGAAUCGCGUUGAUCGUAUUGCAGCUGGUGUACUUGGCAUCGAAAUUCGACUUCUUUCGCGACUGGUUCUCGUUCUAA